GUUAUCUCUUAGAUAGCCGAGACAGCUCCAGAAUCUUUCAAGUAAUUUGCAACAUAUAUAUAAAUUUCGAUGAACGCUCUCCAUUAAAUGCCGGAGUUUUAUUUAUUUAUUUUUUUUUUACGGUACGGGAAGAUCUGUUACAUGAAAGGUGGGUAUGAUUCUAACUGCUAAAUUGUUACUAUAUAUGUUAAACAUAUUUACAAUGAAAGCCGUAAGUUUUUAGAUGCCCGAACACAACCUACACACUCAACGAGAAGUAUGCCCCGAUAUAAAGCUGUCAUUAGUUUAUUAAGCUAAUAAAAAGUUUACGAGCCAGAAAAAAACACACUUAAGAGACUCUAAGAUGCAUUAUCAUCUGGUAAAAAGCUUAAUAGUCUUGACUUAGAUUAAAGUAAGGGAAAUGCGUCAUGGAUGCAGCUAAAGUAAACAAAAUCGUUGCCAGAACGCCUCGGGUUUCUGUUUUCAUUGGAGCUUCCACCCAUGUCUAAAAUAUUUCGAGCAUUUAUAGGAGGAUAAACACACAAGAAAUGUGAACAAGGGUCAAUGAAACGUAGACGAAAGACAGAGAGAGCCAUCAUAUAACCUACUGGAACAAACAACAGCAGUUACUUCAGAAAACAGUCUCCCUGUAGUAACGCGUUACAGAGUUACCUUCAAUCUCAAGUUUUUUUUCUCUGUACAUUUGAUGCUGCAGCAUUACAAGUGGAACGAGGAUCUCGAAAUUUGUGAGCUGUUGAAGGGUAUUUCGCGUGAGGCAAUAAUUAAGUGUUUCACAACUGUCAUCGGCAAUUAGGAUACAGAUGCGAUUACUGCAGUUAAUCCAGUCCGGAAGAACCCUUAAUGGCUUGCUUCCUGUUUCGGUCGCGGUCUUUUGUAUUCGUUGUCUGAACUGGGCAGGCAAAAUUGGAGAGAAGUUUUAGAAUCGUACACGUUGAUAACGUUCAGCAACAUUGACUGGAUUUAUUGGCAGGAAUUCAAAGCUACUCCUACACGACCUGCUUAUAACAGACUGCGGGAAAAACCUGAACAUGCGUAGGAGAAAAACAAGCCAUCAGCCGAACUUCAAAGCUGCACGCGCGGUUGUUCUAGGACAGGAUGGGGUCGGCAAAUCAGCGCUUAUCGUUCGUUUUCUUACACGAAGGUUUAUCACAGAGUACGACCAAACACUUGAAUCUACGUGGAGACAUCAUAUGGAAGUCGACAGCGAGUACAUCUACGUUGAUUUAAUAGAUACUGCCGGGGAGAAUUCAGAAGAGAAGCUAGACAGUUGCUUGGCUCGCGGGGACAUCUUUCUCGUCCUAUACUCAAUCACUGACCGCUUAAGUUUCGACGAAGCUACCCGCAUUGGGAAAUAUAUCCGUGAGCGGAAAACUAACGGAAACUCAGUGAUGAUAAUUCUCAUUGGGACAAAGAAAGACUUGGAACACUUUCGAGAAGUUGAUGAAACGGAGGGCAGUGACUUAUCGCAAGAACUAGAAUGCCCUUUUUAUGAAAUUUCCGUUUCUUCAAGCGAUGGCUACAAAGAAGUCUCAGACAUGUUGUACGGUUCUAUAAAGCAGUAUUUAAGAAAUGACAAGAACAGUACUAGCAACAAGAGAAAUCCACCGUCCUCUCUGACGAAGAUGAAGGAAGAAUUGAUCAAACGAACGGGUUCUUUUCGUAGGAAAUCAGUGUCAUUUUAAAUUAUUACAGGAUUUGAAGUAAAAAGAACAUCGAGACCGGCACCGCUAUGAGGAAGGAAAUGCAAUGGUUUUCUUAAGUAGAAAUGUAAACUCGACCAAUGAGAUCGGUGUUUCACUGCAUGUGGUCACUUUCCGUGGACGUUCUGCAACAAAAGAUCGCUCGACGCAGUGCAGUUUACCAAAACCGUAUUCCAUUGCUACCAGUGAAGCCUUGCUUUCUUCCUCCUGUUAUAGAGAUGUAGGAAACACAAGUUUGCGCCACUAACGCGACUCGUCAUUUGUGACUGAGCAAUGGCAUAACGCAAGUUGAAUAUGCCAAGUUUGCCCUGGCAUUACCUUAUCUUUAAAUUUAUGCACGAUAAAAACUUGAAGAAAAUUAAGAAGAAGAAACAUAAUAGAGUAGGAUAAACUGUUAAUUAAACAACGUAACAAUGGUGGCCUCUGAUAUCCAAAGGUAGUUUCCCAAUUGUCCUAUUCAUCCAACUGCCGUUCGAAGAAUACUUAACGUCACCACAAAUUUACUUACUUACUUUAAAUCGUCUUCGUAUUUUGAACGAGUUCUUAGUUCCUCGGCGAUCGAAACAUGUUAAAAUAAAUGAUUGAUUGAUUGAUUGAUUGAUUGAUUGAUUGAUUGA
Orbicella faveolata is the source of this 2317-nucleotide messenger RNA. RefSeq names its product ras-related and estrogen-regulated growth inhibitor-like. Gene Ontology annotation, molecular function: GTPase activity; GTP binding. The record is from RefSeq and is a predicted model, not a curated record. Lineage: Eukaryota; Metazoa; Cnidaria; Anthozoa; Scleractinia; Merulinidae.